AAAGCUCACGAAAUAACGGAGAAAUUCCUCCGUCCGUUUUGUCCUACAAAGAAAGAGGCGCCGACCACAGUUUGACAGCGCAGUUCAGACUGCGCAGGCCUGGCAUUAAAUUAAACUGCUGUAGGGCGGCAUCUGAACGAAUAGAUGAUAUUUAUGAAAGAACAAACACUUUAUUGAUUUGUGAAUAAAAAAACAGUUGCAAAUAUGAGGAAGGACGUGAGGAUAUUACUCGUCGGGGAACGUAAGUGGCUGAUUCAUUAAAUGUAGCUGGCGCUUUGAUGCCUACUGUAAUUAGCUAGCAUGCUAGCUAGCGUAACUCGGAAUACAUUAAAUAAAGACUCAAAAUACGCUGUAUAGAUGAAUUUACAACUAGGUUGUGUUUUGUACUUGAAUGACCGCACAACGAAGGAUAACAUUGCAUCGAACUGAUUCAAUGUGACAUUGUGAAAACGUUUAACAAAAUACCUAACUAACUAGCAAAUACCGCAGUCAAAUAUGAUUGGUUAGUUAAUAAAGACUUGGUUUGUUCAAUUAGUAAUAAGCACACAGUAGCUGUAGUUAUUUAAAGUGUGUUUGGUGUAACUUCUAGCCACAGCAUUUAACUAGCUAACUAGUAAUGUAGGUUAGGAUCAUAUCAAUAGAACACUCACUCAACCUUGAAUGCGCUUUGCACUAUCGAUCAGCUUGACAUUCCAUUCCAUGGAACCAGUAGAAAUCAGGUUCAGCUCAGUUCCGUAUAUGUUAGCCAUUUGGCCACUUUGCAGCUUUUGGCCUCCACAAUACACUUCUCGCCAGUCCCCAUAGCCACAUCUAGUGCACUUUGCAAAUUCGGGCCAUAUUUCAUUCAUCUUCUCCCAUAUCCACAAUGCAUCAAUCUUUAAGCUAUUCCAUUUGUUUUGAGAGCCAUUUAUAUUUGUUUUGAGAGCCACUAUUGUCAAUGAUCACAUUUUGUGGGAACGUGGGUAGUAUGUGAUAGAACUGAGACCUUUAAAGGAACUUGUGAAUUAGGGGGGAAAUUAUCAAGUGUUCUUCUCUCACACACUCACAUCUGUUUAUGGCUGGCUGACCUACAAAGACACAUUCUCUUUGGCGUUGCUGACAGGUCUCUUGAGAGGGCUGCCAAAACCCGUACGUGUGUAUGCUAACAUUGGUGAUAUCACACAGCAACCAAUGAUGCAUUUUACACAGGCAGCCCAAUACUGAUAUUUUUCCCAAUUACUGGCAAAAGAGCAGAUCUGAUUGGGCAAAAGACCAAGUAGUAGUGUAAAAGGAUCAUAAUUGGGCUGCCAGACUGUGUAAACGCAGCUCAAGUGUCCAUGGAUACAAGUCCUUUCCAUGCACCUGCAGAGGCUGCCGCUGUUCUUGAAUUUGAUGAACUGUCCUACUGUCCUUGAAGCAGGAUCCCAUUCACUGAUCUGACACAUGAUAUAGGUGAAAGCUACUGCAGGCAAAUUGAACCAAGCUUGAUUAGGCCCAUCCCUCCAUUGGUGUUAGAUCAAUGGUUAUGGUAUGAUAAAAGGAUGCAUGUUAAAAUGUAUCUGAACUGCACCUCUCUGUGCUGUAUCUGCAGUCCUCUGUCCCCUGGCUGUGCGCUGUGGUGCUGGAUUCAAUCAAGUCAUGGAAUUCAAUAAGACACUCCAACACUUAACUAGUCCCUGUUCAUGCUUGCCAGCUGCUCUUAUCUUCACACUUCAGUAACUCAACACAUCAGUCUAACAGUCUGUAAUGUAUGCAGAUCCAUAGACGACACAGUCUCAAUUGCACUCUACACUGCCCUCACCAACCUAAAUAAGAGGAAUACAUACCUAUGUGAGAAUGCUGUUCAUUGACUACAGCUCAGCGUUCAGCACAAUUGUCCCCUCCAAACUCGUCACCAAGCUUAGGACCCUGGGACUGAACACUUCCCUCUGCAACUGGAUCCUGGACUUCCUGACGGGCUGCCCCCAGGUGGUAAGGGUAGGCAACAUCACCUCUGCCACGCUGACCCUCAACACGGGGGCCCCACAGGCUUGUGUACUUAGUCCCCUCCUGUACUCCCUGUUCACCCACGACUGCGUGGCCACGCACAACUCCAACGACAUCAAGUUUGCUGACAGUGGUAGGCCUGAUCACCGGCGACGAUGAGACAGGGAGGAGGUCAGUGACCUGGCGGGGGGGGGGGGGGGGGCAUCCACUGCAGCCCCCAUCCACAUCGCCGGGGCUGCAAUGGAGCGGGUCGAGAGCUUCAUGUUCUUCGGUGUCCAAAUCACUAAGGACUUAAAAUGGCGUACACACGCACAGUUGUGAAGAAGGCGCAACCUCUUCCCCCUCAGGAGGCUGGAAAGGUUUAGCAUGGGCAAAUCUUCAAAAAGUUAUACAGCUGCACCAUUGAGAGCACCUGACUGGCUGCAUCACCGCUUGGCAACAGCACCGCCCUCGAUCGCAUGGCAUUACAGAGGGUGGUGCGGACAGCCCAGUACAUCACUGGCAUCCAGGACCUCUAUAUCAGGCGGUGUGAAAGGAUGGCCCAGAAAUUUGUUAAAGACUCCACAUUGUACCAUGCAAUGUGCAGGUUUCAAGUUUUAAUGUCACGUGCAGACUCCAGCCACUCAAGCCAUAGACUGUUCUCUCUACAUCCGCACGGCAAGCGGUACCGUUGCAUCAAGUCUGACACCAACAGGCUCCUGAAGAGCUUCUUUCCCUAAGCCGUACGACUGCUAAAUAGCUAACAAAAUGGCCUCAUGGACUAUCUGAGUUGACUCUGUCUCUAUGCACUCUCACAGGACUCUACACACUCACGCACACUGACACUACACACACACACUUCAUUUGCUCACACACACAUAGCAUGCACACACAUUUAUACUGACUACGCACACACACUCACAUACAUUCAUCAUAUACGCUGUUGCUACUCUGUUUAUCAUAUAUCCUGAUGCCUAGUCACCUUACUCCUAUACAUAUAUACCUCUAUCACUCCAGUAUCCCUGCACAUUGUAAAUAUGGUACUGGAACUGACCCUGUAUAUAGCUUACUUACUUCUCAUGUUCUUAUUAUUUAUAUUUCUCAUGUUUUCGCUCUACCUUAUGUUAUUUUUAGUUCUAUAUUGAUGCUGAUGACUGCAUUGUUGGGUUUAGAGAGCUUUGCAAGUAAGGGAUUUCACUGUACUUGUGCAAGUGACAUUAAAACUUGAAACCUGCACAUUGCAUGGUACAAUGUUGAGAGGUGACACUAAAGCUCAAUUGAUGAUGUUUCCCUGUGAGAGAUAAUCUCCAUCACAGGGAGUAUCUCCUCAUUGUAGCCUGGUUCCAGAUCUGUUUGUGCUGUCUCGCCAACUCCUACGGUCACUGUCAUUGUUACAUGACAAUGAUUGUAGCAGUUGGCAAGACCGCACAAACAGAUCUGGAACCAGGGUAUCCUGAUUGCAAUCACACACUGAUGCUUCUGUCUGACUCACACUUGUCCUCUCGUCUCCACAGCCAAAGUGGGGAAGACGUCUCUGAUCAUGUCACUGGUCAGCGAGGAGUUCCCUGACGACGUUCCCCUUCGAGCGGAGGAGAUCACCAUCCCAGCAGAUGUAACGCCAGAGAGAGUCCCCACACACAUAGUGGACUACUCAGGUAGCACCACAGACCAUACAGCCUGAACAUCAAUCAAUACUGAAUGUCAAACACUGAAAACUGUUCAGUGUUACUAGACUGCCCAUACAAACAGACUAUUAUUGUUCAGACCUGCGAUUCAGUCAAUGCAUGUUAUGGCUGGAAACUGUUCUAUGAAUUCAGAUAUUUGAAUGGAUUUACUGACCGUACUUAAGACAUUGGAGUAGGAGACGUGUCAGAUUGGCAAGGCAAUAUCAUACUGUCUUUUGAUGUUGUUGCUCUGUUGUCUUGUGUGUGUAGAAGCAGAACAGUCAGACGAGCAGUUGUAUCAAGAAAUAUCGAAGGUUGGUUGGAUACCAUUUGAGUCUUGUAUUAUCCCCAUAAAGUAAAAAUGUAUCCCUACCAAAGUAGAAUAACAUUUUCUCUUUUUUACAGGCAAAUGUUAUUUGCAUAGUUUACUCAGUCAACAACAAGAAGUCCAUUGAGAAGGUCAGUUUAUACACCAAGCAUUCCCUCUGACAAAGAAUAACUGACAUUCAGAUGUCCUGAUUUAGUAACAGCCACUGCCCGCCCAUUGUUAACUCUGUUCACCAUGUCGGCCGCAUUGAAUUAAAGAGAGUGCAGGGCAGGCCUGUGUUCUGAGUCUUGGCCUUGCAGCUGUAGCAGGGUUUGAUGUGUUUUCUCUCUCCUAGGUGACAAGCCAUUGGAUUCCCCUCAUAAAUGACAGGACGGACAAGGAUAGCAGGUGUGUGUGUGCAGUGUGCACGUGGUGUCUGCAUGGGUGUGUCUCUCCUCGUGGGGUCAGGGACAGUGGGGGUACUGUAUACAGUCUGCUACUAAAUCCCCAGUGGCUUUGGAAAAGACUGCCCCAACAGUAAAAGUGGUGGUGUAGUUGUUGACAGCUUUGCCAUAUUUCACUUAGUAGAUUGAAACAGGUGUCUAGUCAUCUCAGUAACAUGCCAUUCAUUAUAAGGCCAGACUGCUAUAUGGACCAGUUAUGUCAUAGACAAUGACAAGGGAAAGUACACUACUGCGUACCUGUUUGUGUAACCUACUCUAUCUCUGGGUGAUAAUGGAGGAAAGGUGACUGAAUGACUAAUGGGUAUAUAAUGUAAGACAGUGCGAUACGAUGGAUCGGUUUUCCAUAGGGGAAGCAGGUGGUCAUGGACAAUGUUGUUGUCACCUCUUAGCUGUACAUUUAAUUGCAGCCCCCUCUGUCUCCUGUCAUUGAUUUAAUGUACCAUUAUACAGUAUGUUGAGUCAGUUUGUAUAGCGGCAGACAGCCAGACAACAUUGGUUUUAGGGUUGUCACGAUACCAGUAUCACGAUACUCUGAGGUAUCGUGGCAAGGAAACAAAACAUGAAGCAGACUACAUUUCCUGAGGAAAACAGUCCUAAUGUUGGUAACCUUAUGUUUCUUUUCCAUAUAGAACACAAUAUUUUACAUACGGUAGGUUUUAAAGGACCAUAGAGUUUAUUCUGCUUUGUGUUUUCCGGCAGACAGCCAGACAUUGCCUAACAUUGCCUUGGAUUGAGCCUGGAUUUAUUUAAUAGGAUCCGGUGUCAAGGCUAAGUCUGCCUGGAUUACUGUUAGAGUUUAGUAUGACAUAGCUUGAAGGUUUGAUCAAUUAGGUGACACUGACCAUCUAUUUGGUGGAGCAGAGGCUGGAACCCCUGAGGACAAAAUAUUCCAUUGUGAGAUAUUCUCAUGAUUGUUCUCUCAGAGUCCUAACUGUGCCUCUUCCUCCUCCAUUGGUAAUGCCAAUUAAAUUCCCCCGUCCUUUGGAAUGAAUGGCAUAUAUUAUACAGUGGGGAAAAAAAGUAUUUAGUCAGCCACCAAUUGUGCAAGUUCUCCCACUUAAAAAGAUGAGAGAGGCCUGUAAUUUUCAUCAUAGGUACACGUCAACUAUGACAGACAAAAUGAGAUUUUUUUUUCUCCAGAAAAUCACAUUGUAGGAUUUUUUAUGAAUUUAUUUGCAAAUUAUGGUGGAAAAUAAGUAUUUGGUCACCUACAAACAAGCAAGAAUUCUGGCUCUCACAGACCUUUAACUUCUUCUUUAAGAGGCUCCUCUGUCCUCCACUCGUUACCUGUAUUAAUGGCACCUGUUUGAACUUGUUAUCAGUAUAAAAGACACCAGUCCACAACCUCAAACAGUCACACUCCAAACUCCACUAUGGCCAAGACCAAAGAGCUGUCAAAGGACACCAGAAACAAAAUUGUAGACCUGCACCAGGCUGGGAAGACUGAAUCUGCAAUAGGUAAGCAGCUUGGUUUGAAGAAAUCAACUGUGGGAGCAAUUAUUAGGAAAUGGAAGACAUACAAGACCACUGAUAAUCUCCCUCGAUCUGGGGCUCCACGCAAGAUCUCACCCCGUGGGGUCAAAAUGAUCACAAGAACGGUGAGCAAAAAUCCCAGAACCACAUGGGGGGACCUAGUGAAUGACCUGCAGAGAGCUGGGACCAAAGUAACAAAGCCUACCAUCAGUAACACACUACGCCGCCAGGUACUCAAAUCCUGCAGUGCCAGACGUGUCCCCCUGCUUAAGCCAGUACAUGUCCAGGCCCGUCUGAAGUUUGCUAGAGUGCAUUUGGAUGAUCCAGAAGAGGAUUGGGAGAAUGUCAUAUGGUCAGAUGAAACCAAAAUAGAACUUUUUGGUAAAAACUCAACUCGUCGUGUUUGGAGGACAAAGAAUGCUGAGUGGCAUCCAAAGAACACCAUACCUACUGUGAAGCAUGGGGGUGGAAACAUCAUGCUUUGGGGCUGUUUUUCUGCAAAGGGACCAGGACGACUGAUCCGUGUAAAGGAAAGAAUGAAUGGGGCCAUGUAUCGUGAGAUUUUGAGUGAAAACCUCCUUCCAUCAGCAAGGGCAUUGAAGAUGAAACGUGGCUGGGUCUUUCAGCAUGACAAUGAUCCCAAACACACCGCCCGGGCAACGAAGGAGUGGCUUCGUAAGAAGCAUUUCAAGGUCCUGGAGUGGCCUAGCCAGUCUCCAGAUCUCAACCCCAUAGAAAAUCUUUGGAGGGAGUUGAAAGUCCGUGUUGCCCAGCGACAGCCCCAAAACAUCAUUGCUCUAGAGGAGAUCUGCAUGGAGGAAUGGGCCAUAAUAUCAGCAACAGUGUGUGAAAACCUUGUGAAGACUUACAGAAAACGUUUGACCUGUGUCAUUGCCAACAAAGGGUAUAUAACAAAGUAUUGAGAAACUUUUGUUAUUGACCAAAUACUUAUUUUCCACCAUAAUUUGCAAAUAAAUUCAUUAAAAAUCCUACAAUGUGAUUUUGUGGAUAUUUUUUUCUCAAUUUGUCUGUCAUAGUUGACGUGUACCUAUUAUGAAAAUUACAGGCCUUUCUCAUCUUUUUAUGUGGGAGAACUUGCACAAUUGGUGGCUAACUAAAUACUUUUUUCCCCCACUGUAUAAGAUCAUAUAUGAUGUUGUUGCAGGGUACCACUGAUCCUGGUGGGGAAUAAGUCAGAUCUGGUAGAACACAGCAGCAUGGAGACCAUCCUGCCCAUCAUGAACCAGUACUCUGACAUCGAGACCUGCGUGGAGGUAAGAGAACACUGACUGGUGACUCUGUUUAACGCCGCCAUUUUGGGGCUAAACUGACAAGUGCCUAGCAAAAGUACAUUGAGAAUGACCAUAUAGCUAGGCUAAUGAAAGUUGUUGUGUUACACUUGAGUUGAGGCUCAAUCAAAAUGGUAUAAAACCUCUAGAAAUGUAUUUAAAGGGUCUCUGAUCACCUGAUGAAUGGAAUUCAAGCCUACAGAACUUUGAUCACCAAUGGUUUCAUAUUCUAUCCCGGUUCUGAAAUCCAAACAGCUGAAAACGCCAUAAAAAAUAAAAUUGAUGCGUUGACGUUGUGAUGUUGGUUGUCUGCUGGCCCUGGGCUGGGAGACUCCUAAUGUUUCAGCUAACUCCUGACUCCAGUUAGAAUGAAUCUGAUGGCUGGUAAAUGAGCCUUUUUUUCUGCUGCAGAGACCCGGGCAUUAUUCAUUAUGGCACACAACAUAAAACAUUUUGCAACGUAAAAUACAAAUGUGUUUCUUAUUGGCCAAGUCCACAUAGUAAAUGAGCCUUUUUCAGUCAGUUUUGUUUUAUUUGGUGCCUAAUGAACAUGAACCCUCUGUGUCUUUCUACUGACUGACUGAGUGAGUGUGUGCACUGUGUGCUGACUGUGUGCUGAGACGCACUUCUAUCAUGGAGGAAAGUCGUUGGCUACAUUACUCUUCCAUUGGUCUCAUGUGACAGCCCAGUCAUACCAUGUCCUCUCUGGCUAGAUUAGUUACAGGAUAAAAGGAGUAGAGGUGGAGGGGACGAUGUGUUGGAACACACGUACAGAGAUAUCAUUGGAGAUGUGUUUGAAGGCAAACACACAGAAAGUCAGACGUGUUAAAGUGACAACCUGGUCGGGAUCCGUUAUGCAGUUGUACUGCACAAGGUUAAUGGUUACUUGUACGUGGUGCAACACUGUUCAGUCUAUACAUAGUUAACAUCUAUAUACUCUCUUUCCCCCUGUGUGGAAUUAGCCACUUGUCAUGGCAACGCCACCGGUGUUUAUAGCCUGGCUGUUUCUGGACCCUAGUUUCAUAUUGAGAGAUGACAUUCUGCUUUCCAUGACCUCAUUUAGACCACUAAGAGGUUGGUUUUGCUGGCUUGAGUGUUUUUUCACUGAAGCACCAUACAUCUGCAAUGCACCUAAAUGCAACAACUCAAGCUUAUUGAGAACCAAUUGAUGUGUAUAAUGAAGUAGUUCGAGAAGAGUGGGAUAGGUGAUUAAUAAGUCAGCUUUAUUUGUCGUAUACACAUGGUUUACACAGUACAACAGUGGCGGCUGAUGUCCUACUGUACCCAUAAUGCUCUGUAACACAAUUGGUUUUAGCUUUGUAAAGAUGUUACUAAAGUGAACAUAAUGGUGUCCUGUCUCCUUACCAAUACAUGGUUGUUAGACCACGGCAGGUGUCUGUUUCUCAGUGGAUUGUUCCAGCUGGUUUUGAGGUUACUGUAUGUUUGUGUUUCUCAGUGCUCUGCCAAAAACCUGAAGAACAUCUCAGAGCUGUUCUACUAUGCCCAGAAGGCAGUGCUCCACCCUACAGGACCCCUGUACUGCCCAGAGGAGAAGGAGGUGAGGAGGGCAGAGGGUAGCUAGGGGCCUAGAGUUGUCCCUAAAUAUGUAGCCUGAUCAGGAAAAACUUUGAGCCAAAAGCUAGGAUCCAGAGUUUUUCUUGGUCAGGUUACGCAUUCAGGAAAGUUUCCUGGCCCUACCAUGGGUACACAGGCAACAUCUACUUUUUAUCUCUCCAAAAAUCUUAUAUUGCACAUAUUUCAAAUGUGUACUUUGUGUUUUUUCAGAUGAAGCUGUCUUGCAUCAAGGCUCUAACUCGCAUCUUCAAAGUGUCGGACCUGGACAACGAUGGCAUCCUCAACGACAAAGAACUCAACUUCUUCCAGGUAGGAGUUUCACUGUGGGAAAAGAGAACCUUGUGGGAAAACCUUUCUUGGCUCUAGCUGCAGACUUGUGUGCUUGAGCUGGCCGACGUGAAAGAACCUGAUUUACUUCAUGUUUUCCAAUGGCAGUUUAUUUUAACUGGAGUGGAAGAGAGAGGGAGGGAUAGGUUAUUAGUGUGUUCACCGGUAGCCUGCAGACAGGGCAGGUUUCAAGAUGUAAUGGUCGUUGAUUUAGAAACCUUUUUUUCCUCUAGUAAAUGGUGCAAAGCUGUAUACAUAUCUCCUUGUGACUUCAUAUAGCACGAACCACAAUACAUUAGUAGCUGAGUCAGAUAUGUUGGAAUAGACUGGUUCUUGCCUGUUUUGGUCUCACCAGCCAUAUGUUUAGGUGAUGUGUGUUGAGUGAUUUAUUGUUGAGUGCAGGUCCAAUUAAAGCACUUGGAAGCAGCAUUGUGCCGUGUGCAGGCUUUCAUUUUUCACUCUUGUUCUGUGUUGAUAUAGUAGUUCUGUGUGGGUAUAGUCGUUCUGUGUGGGUAUAGUCGUUCUGUGUGGGUGUAGUCGUUCUGUGUGGGUAUAGUCGUUCUGUGUGGGUAUAGUCGUUCUGUGUGGGUAUAGUCGUUCUGUGUGGGUAUAGUAGUUCUGUGUGGGUAUAGUAGUUCUGUGUGAGUAUAGUAGUUCUGUGUGAGUAUAGUAGUUCUGUGUGGGUAUAGUCGUUCUGUGUGGGUAUAGUCGUUCUGUGUGGGUAUAGUCGUUCUGUGUGGGUAUAGUCGUUCUGUGUGGGUAUAGUCGUUCUGUGUGGAUAUAGUAGUUCUGUGUGGGUAUAGUAGUUCUGUGUGGGUAUAGUAGUUCUGUGUGGGUAUAGUAGUUCUGUGUGGGUAUAGUAGUUCUGUGUGGGUAUAGUCGUUCUGUGUGGGUAUAGUCGUUCUGUGUGGGUAUAGUCGUUCUGUUUGGGUAUAGUCGUUCUGUGUGGAUAUAGUAGUUCUGUGUGGGUGACACAUGGUGUGUUCUGUGUGUGUGUGGUAGAGGACGUGUUUCAACAUGCCCCUGGCGCCCCAGGCCUUAGAGGAUGUCAAGAACGUGGUGAGGAAGAACAUGACGGACGGAGUCGAGGACAACGGACUCACGCUCAAAGGUCUGUAUGCUUUCCCUUCAUUCCCUCUCUCACUCAGUCACUCACUUGUUCUCUCUCUUUUCUCUCUCUAUUCUCUCUCAUUCAAUCUCUCUCUCUCUAUUCUCUCUGCAUCUCUCUCAUUCAAUCUCUCUCUCUAUUCUCUCUGCAUCUCUUCAUUCAAUCUCUCUCUCUAUUCUCUCUGCAUCUCUCUCAUUCAAUCUCUCUCUUUUCUCUCUCUAUUCUCUCUCAUUCAAUCUCUCUCUCUUUUCUCUCUGCAUCUCUCUCAUUCAAUCUCUCUCUCUCUUCUCUCUGCAUCUCUCUCAUUCAAUCUCUCUCUCUAUUCUCUCUGCAUCUCUCUCAUUCAAUCUCUCUCUCUAUUCUCUCUGCAUCUCUCUCAUUCAAUAUCUCUCUCUCUUCUCUCUGCAUCUCUCUCAUUCAAUCUCUCUCUUGUUCUCUCUUCUGUAACCUUCACUGAAGGUCAUGCAUGAAUAACAUCUUUAAUAACCCUUUACCAGUGUACUGUGUCAAUCUCAAACGUUGUGUCUGGGUGUAUCUCUGACUUGUGUCCAUUCUUCAUCCUGAUUGGCCGCUAGGCUUCUUGUUCCUGCACACACUUUUCAUCCAGAGGGGGCGUCACGAGACCACCUGGACGGUGCUGCGGAGAUUCGGUUACGACGACGACUUGGAGCUUCACCAGGAAUACCUGUUCCCCCUGUGAGUGGACCAGGGUCAUGCUCAUUAGGGAACAUCGUAGUAAAACGCUUUGCACCGGAAAACAAAAACAACCUGUUCUUAUUGGACAAGUGUAGAUAGUAAUAACUUUGAGCGCUUUCUUCCAUUUCGUGCCUAAAGAACAUGACCCUGCCGUACGUAUGGGCAACUCUUACCUCUGGGCAGAAAGAGGGAAAUAUACACCUGUUUUAUUUAAGGGUGGACAAGCAUAACAAUGACUCUCUGGCCCCAAUUCAGUUUCAGUCAAUAGCAAAUAAAGGACACCUGCUCUGCAGGCUCUCACUAUCUUUACACUGUAUCAAAGAUGUUAACCAUGAUAAAACCUACUGAACGCUCAAGUUGUCUGUGGGUGCAUCUUACGCGACUUGUUAUGACUUGCAAGUAGCACUAGUUCUUUCCCAGGGUGAGCCUUUUGAACAAUGCCAGUUUAGCCAUAUCACUUUUAAUGAGAUGAAUCCGGAAUGUUCUGUUGUCCGUGCCAGGCUAAAAAUACCGGCUGACUGCACCACCGAGCUCAACCACAACGCGUACCUCUUCCUCCAGAGUGUCUUCGACAAGCACGACAAAGUAAGUCUAGGAUGACAUGAUUCCUCCUACUGUUGUCUUACCUUCUGCCUCACACAGACAAACAUUCACAGGUUUUCCCGAAAUCCCAGGUGCUAGUUUCCUGGAAUCAGGAGGGAAUAAGCAGGGAGGGAAUCCUCCAGCCGGCUUUUGGGAAAGUUACCGGAAUAUUGCAACCCUACACAAAGCUAUCAUAUUAUUAGAACAGGGGUCCUAACCCUAGUGUGUGUUUCAGGACAGAGACUGUGCCUUGUCUCCAGAUGAGGUAAAGGACCUGUUCAAAGUGUUUCCCUACAUGCCCUGGGGUCCCGACGUCAACAACACAGUGUGUACCAACGACCAGGGCUGGAUCACCUACCAGGGAUACCUGUCACAGUGGACGUGAGUUCGGCCAGCAUACCUGUACCACCUGUUACCUCUAUCUGUCUAACUUUAAUGAUUUGGUACUGCAGUUAUACAGCGCUUUGCUGAAACUCAAACUUCUUCACUUUUAAAAGCUACCGUAAAUUUGUACCAAAGCCCCCCACAGACAGACACACACUAAUAGGCUUUCAAUUGUCUGAUUGGCCAGGUUAACGACGUACCUGGAUGUGCAGCGCUGCUUGGAGUACCUGGGCUACCUUGGCUACUCAAUCAUCUGUGAGCAGGAGUCCCAGGCAGCAGCCAUCACAGGUAAUGUGCGUGACUAGGUUUAUGUGCUUGUGUCGUGUGUUGGUGUGAAUUAUUGUGGCCUCUCUGUUUGCACAUUUGAAACCUAAUUAGUGUUGAGUUACUAUAAAUCUACAGUCAGUAGAGUUACGUGUGUGUUUGCACGCUCAUGCAUCUCUAUAUCUCGUAUCCUUUAUUCCUGACCUGUCUCUCCUCCCUCAGUGACCCGAAACAAGCGCAUCGACCUGCAGAAGAAGCAGACGCAGCGCAGCGUGUUCCGCUGCAACAUUCUGGGAGCCAGGGGGAGUGGCAAGACCAGCUUCCUGCAGGCCUUCCUGGGUCGCAACCUGCUGGUGAGUCCCUGGAACUACCGGACACCUGGGGUGUAUUCAUUAUGGCACACCGCAGCAAAAUGUAUUGCAAUGCAAAAUGUUUUUGUUUUUGUUUCUUAUUGAACAAAUUCAGGUAGUCCCUCCCUGUUUAAUUGUUUUUUUUCCCUAUUUGGUGCCUAAUGAACAUGACCCUGGCUCUUCCAUUGAACGCUCACUGCUACCUGCUAAGCACACAUUUCUGUUUUCAUAGCUACUCUUAAGUAGCCUGGGUGACACUGGCAGUCUGUUACUGUGUUUUUUACCCAACUCCUUUAAGACAUGGUAAACUAACUAACUAUUAUUAUUAUUAUUGUUAUUCAAACUUAACUAUUUAGCAGUAAGGAAUAAAACGUACUGUUGUAUCAAUUUGGAGUCGUGAAUGUGUCUUUUUCUGCGUUACUCAACAGAAACAGAGGAAGAUCAGAGAAGACCAUAAAUCAUUCUACUCCAUCAACACCACGUAUGUCUACGGCCAGGAGAAGUACUUACUGGUGAGGCUGUGCAUCUCUCUCCCAGUAUCAUGCUUUCUGCCCGGUAACCAGAUUAAAACCCUAGGAGAUGGAUUAUAAUCCAGUUGUAUAAUCCAUAAUACUGUGUUUUAUGUGUGACCAGCUGUCUAGCAGUAAAUCCUUAGUGUUUUCCCCUCAUAUGUUCUGGAAAAUAAUAUGUUCAGUGCUACACAGUGAAUGUUAAUCACCUAUAGGGUUACAUACUAUAGAACAAGACUGGUCUUGAGAAAGGCCUUUCUGCUGAAACGUUGUGACAUUAAACUGUCUCAACUAUUUCCUCUUCUCAUCUUCCAUCUUCACCCCUCUCCCCUCUUCUCUUCUCCCCCCUCACACCUCAACUUCUCUUCUCCCCUCUUCACACCUCCCCUUCUCUUCUCCCCACCUCACACCUCCCUUCUCUUCUCCCCCUCUUCACACCUACCUUCUCUCCCUCUUCACACCUCCCUUCUCUUCUCCCCCUCUUCACACCUCCCUUCUCUUCUCCCCCGCUUCACACCUCCCUUCUCUUCUCCCCCGCUUCACACCUCCCUUCUCUUCUCCCCCGCUUCACACCUCCCUUCUCUUCUCCCCUCUUCACACCUCCCUUCCCUUCUCCCUCUUCACACCUCCCUUCUCUUCUCCCCCUCUUCACAACUUCCUUCUCUUCUCCCCGCUUCACACCUUCCUUCUCUUCUCCCCCGCUUCACACCUCCCUUCUCUUCUCCCCCGCUUCACACCUCCCUUCUCUUCUCCCCUCUUCACACCUCCCUUCCCUUCUCCCCUCUUCACACCUCCCUUCUCUUCUCCCCCUCUUCACACCUUCCUUCUCUUCUCCCCGCUUCACACCUCCCUUCUCUUCUCCCCGCUUCACACCUUCCUUCUCUUCUCCCCCGCUUCACACCUCCCUUCUCUUCUCCCCUUUUCACACCGCCUUUCUCUUCUCACCCGCUUCACACCUCCCUUCUCUUCUCCCCUCUUCACACCUCCCUUCCCUUCUCCCCUCUUCACACCUCCCUUCCCUUCACACCUGCCUUCUCUUCUCCCCGCUUCACACCUCCCUUCUCUUCUCUCCGCUUCACACCUCCCUUCUCUUCUCCCCCGCUUCACACCUCCCUUCUCUUCUCCCCACUUCUCUCCUCUUUUCUCUCCCUGUAGCUUCAUGAGGUGAUGCCAGACUUUGACUUCCUCUCAGAGGAAGACCUGGCGUGUGACGUGGUCUGCCUGGUGUAUGACGUCAACAACCCACGCUCCUUUGAGUACUGCGCCAAGGUCUACAAGGUGUGUACACUACCUAAUGUAUCAAAUCCAUCAGUCCUUAGUUUAGUCCUGGGCCGGUAUUCACAACAUGUUUCUACAGUAGGAGGGCUGAUCUUGGAUCAGGUCCCCCUUGUCCAUAUAAUCCUAUUCAUUAGGAUCUAAAAGGCAAAACUGAUGCUAGAUCAGCACUCUCUUGAGACGCUUUGUGAAUAUGGGCCCUGAUCCUUCAUUCACUACACUGGAAUAAAGAGGGACUUCUCCGCUUUCAGCUUUUCACCUUCUGCAACUGUUUACCAAAAUGUUUUAAUAUCAACCAUCCUUAUCUAGUCUUGUUCUCAUAACUAACCUCUGAACUUUAACCUUUUGACCUAUGACAGCAAUACUUCAUGGACAGCAAGACGCCGUGCAUGAUGAUCGCCUCCAAGUCGGACCUGCACGAGGCGCGCCAGCACCACAGCCUGACCCCGCUGGACUUCUGCCGCAAGCACAAGCUGCACCCGCCCCAACCCUGGACCUGCAACACGGUGGACGCCCCCAACAAAGACCUCUACACCAAACUCACCACCAUGGCCAUGUACCCGUGAGUAUAGCCCCUCAGAGACCACCUCUGACUUCACCCAUCGCCCCAUCGUCUUUUCCUCCAUCCAGCCCUAUGUGACCUCAUGUUACGUCCUGUAUGAUGUCUCCAGACACCCCUGAGAGAGUGAGAUAUUUUAGGUGCCGUUGUAUUUCAGGUCCUUACUCUUGGCCACUGUCAAUGUGUUGUGGUACGGUAAGUUUAAUUGUAAGAUAAUGACUAGGCCAUUUGAAGUCCCAAAACGAAGGUAAUCCACUGCAAAUCCUUUGGCCUUGAAGGAAGUCUACCCAGUCAGCUGAACUGUAAGGGUGUUAUUGACUUGUUGACAGUCUUAUGAGAGGCAGAGUUAGUCUGCUACUUAAUUAGGAGAUUAGCAAUUGGAUUAGAUUAAUGUCUAUUUAAUUGAGCCUUAAAUCUCAGCUUUACGGGGAAGAACUCCAGUUGUCUAAUGUUAAAACCAUUGGCUUUCCCAAGGCAUAGAGGCCUAUAGCUAAGAAUCCAGGCCCUAGCUCUGACUGGACUCUGGGAGGAAACCAUUUUACAGAAAUAAUCAGCAGAUUCUGCUCUAUACACUACAGUACUUCAUCUGUUUCAGACAACUCUCUUGAUAGUGAACAGUUCUUUAUGUAGUUAGGGCACUACUAGUAUUCUGCAUUCAUUGGGUAUUUGGAAUAUACUAUUUCAGUACAGUGCAAAAUGGGUUGUGACUCAGUCUCCGGCUGCAGAUAUACUGUAGGUCAGAGUGACUCAUGCUGUAUAACUCAGGCCAACAGGGAAUAUUAUAAUGGUUUAGUUCCAUGUAUUUGUAAUGGUCAAUCUGGAGAUUCUGAGACGGGUUAGCAGUUUGUUUUUAUUGAAUUACCCUCAUCUUUCUCUUCUCUUUGCCACUCUGUCCUUCAUUCUCUGUGGCUUUUCCCCUCUUCUCCCUAAGGAUGAUAGAGGCCAACAUUAGCCACACUUAAAAAUGCCAUGUACCGCAAAUAAUGUUUCCUCAAGACACCUAACUUUCAUAAUGUACUUAGUACUUACCACUUUCUCUGUAUUAAUAUACUUAGUAAAGUAAUGAAUCUUCUUUGCCUUUUGUUAGUGAUGGAGUUAUUGUUCAUAACUCAGUCACCCAAAGCUCAAGCCCCCCAUGUGGUGCUAGAACAGGGUCUGUCUUUCAGGGUUCCGCCAUCCCAUGGUGAUGUUUCCAUGGAAACGUGUACGAAUGUGGAUCUGACUUCGUCUUUGUGUGUGUUUAUGUGUGCGUGCCUGUGUGUGUUGUGAUUGUGUCUCCUCAGCCACGCCAAGCUCCGCUGCAUGUGUACCUGCAACAGGUGCACCUUCUGCAUCUGUCAGAACAUCCUCCGGUCCCAGCUAUUGAGAACUAUAAAGGCCAAAUUCUACAGUGUUGUUCUGAACAGGUCCAUACUGCAUAUACUGCCUGUCCCCUCUCUUUCUCUCUCCCCCUCUGACGCCCCUGAGGUGGGAGGUGGGACCCUAGCUUUCUAACCUGGGUGAAGGUUUUUCUCCUCUUCUCCCUCAAUGCUUCCUCAUAGUCAGGUUUACACUGCAUAUCCACAACGGAAAACUGGACAUUUUUAGACAUUCUGAGUUCUUAUUUCGAUCUCUAGGCCUGAUUGUGCGUCUCCAUUGCAUUUCAUAUGACUGGAUGGGUGGGUUUAUAAGACUGUAUUCCAAAUACUCAUACCGGGGAGUUUUGUUUUUGAAGAAGUCUGUGAGAAGGUCAGUUCUGGUGACUUUUUAAAAGGACGUUCUACUCCAAAAUGAAUGAAAAUCAAAUGAUACCGACACCAUCCAUCUAUAAUCCCCCCCAGAAAUGACAAAAUGUGUAGAAUUGCAGGAAAUAAGCUUUAAACUUGCAAAAUUCUCUCCACCAACAAGAGGGGUGUGAACAGUUCGUGUCAUGAACAGUGCUAGUGCCCAUAGAAAUAGACAUGGUGCUGAGUGAAAAAGUUUGGGAACUCCUGGGCUAAGGUAACAUGAUACUAUAGGUCUGCUGUAAGGUGGCCUAGUUGUAAUGUGAUUGUGAUGGUGUCUUCCUCGUCUCUGCUCCAGCCUCACGCAGCACUCCCACACCGCUCUCACCUCCGUGACGCAGCGCCUUACCCAAUUAUCUGCCACACUGCACCAUCAUCUAACACCUGUGGUGCUAGCCAGGGAGGUAACCGUGUGGUGUGGUCGUGUUGCGUUCCAUUUGAGCCAGUCUGAAGUGAAGAUGCAUGUGUGCGGUCUGUUAACGUGUCUAGUUGGAGAUGGGUUGUGGGUAGAUGACCCUGCUGUAGCAACAGGGUGCGGUCUAUCAUGAAGUAACUAAUGCAUGGAUCUUUAAGAUUUAAAAAAAAGUACGUUGCUUGGCAAGUCAUUAAUCUUUCGAGAGUUAAGCAUACAAGUGGAUGUUGAAGCCAACAUGGCCCUUUCGUUUAAGAAUGGUGUUUCUAUCAUGUGAAGUGGAUAUGCAAACUGUAAAUCUGUACUAAAGACUAAUGUGCAUAGUGCGUGAGGGAGGAACGCCACCUUGCAGAUCUCUCUGUUUUGGUUACAUUUGGCCCCACUGAAGCUGUUGGUGAAACUGAAAGCCUCCUAGAAGGCAGCUUGGGUAGGAUGGCUGGUUGUUCUCCUCUGUACCAAAGUAGAUGUUGAUAUUUGGUUCAAAUUGCAUGUUAUAAAUGUCAAUAUUUUUGAGUACUCUUUGACAUUGAACUGUUUCGACCGCCAAAGAUGUGCAUGAUUUGAUUUCUAUGAUGUUUUCAGUUUGGAGGUUUGAUUGUAUGUGAAGUGAUUCUCACACCUUAAGUUUACACCCACAAGAUAAAGUUAGCCUAUAUAUAAGGUCCUAUGUUAGGUCCUAAGUUUACAUAUACAUUUGAGUCAUUUAGCAGACUCUCUUAUCCAGAGCGACUUACAGUUAGUGAGUGCACAAGUUAACUCUCAAACUUGGCUCAUACUGCAGCCCUAGUGUUAUCACAACACAACCUAAUUCAUGUACACAUUUACAAUCCUGGUUCUCUUGUGGUUGAAACUUUUUUUUACUAACAAACAUUUUAAUUUGUAUGACAAAUGAUUUUCUUCCAUUCAUUACAAAGUGAUUUUGCACUGUAUCGAUCACAUUUAAUUGAAUUGUGUUUCCGUUGUCGUGUUUUGUUCUUGUUUUCAUCCUAUAGAUGUUCGUACGCAUGUUUUUGGCUGCCCCUCUUUCUGUUCCUGUUGCAUGUGUUUACCUCUUGUUAGUUGCAUGCACUGUCUGUGUAGACCUGUCUGUCUGUGUAGACGCUGUCUGUCUGUGUAGACGCUGUCUGUCUGUGUAGACGCUGUCUGUCUGUCUAACCUUCCAAUAGGCUUGCCUUAGUCUUCAGCUUGACACCGCCCCCUAUGGAAGGCUAUGCAUAGGCGCCACUCAAAUCAGCAGUCUGUUUUGAGCGUUGGGAAGUAUGGGAACUAGGCUAGUGCUUGGGGUUUGAGUGUGUGUGGUUUAUGAUGUGCAGGGUUUGGAUGGCUCGUGGGGGCUCACCAUUGCAGGGUUGACAUUUCAUUGUGCUUGUAUAUGCUUAUAAAGUAGUGUGUGUUUUGUGGCAGUGUAAGUUACUGUAUGUAUUGGUAUGGUUUGGGAGGUUUACAAUGGUUCCUAGUGAGUUUACAAUGGCUUCUGGGGGCCCAGGCAUGCCUUUUAUAACACUGUUGUGUUACAUGCUAACUCCUUUGUCAAUGCCUGUUUAACCUUGGGAGAAGAGAAUUAACGCACCAGAAAUGGCAUGCCACUAAAACAGAAGUUAUUGAAGGCGGUUAUGCCACACCACAUUGACUAGCUGAGAUACUAUAGUAUUUAACACCUAAUUGGUUUGAAUCUUCGCUGUUUUCGGUUUACCCCAUAUAUAAAAAAUAUCUAAUCUAAUGACUCAAAGUAGCCUAUUUCAACAAAUUCGGAGAGCAAGCUGAAUAUACAGUAUUUUCUAACCAUGUAUCCCUAUGAGUCUCAAGAUUGAAGCCUGUAAUUUAUUCGGCUGGCAUAUUUUUCCCACUCAGCUAUCGCAUUGGACAAGGUUUUUGGCCACAGUGUGGUGUGUUUGACCGAGAGGUUGCAAGGUGUGGUGUGGGGUGUGUUCUGCGGUGGUGUCAUGGCCCGGUGUGUGUGGGGUUGGCGUUGAACGGCCCUACUGUGUGCGUGCGUGUGUGUGUGUACAAGGUUACAUGAUGUGGGAGCCUAUCUGUUGGAUGACGAGGAGUGCAGUCUGAUCCAGCAGGUUCACGCCAUCAGUAAUGUAGAGGAGUCUAUCUACAUGGAGUCUUCUGUCCAGCCCAAUGGGCCUCAGGCCAGGUAAAACACAGCAUGAGACAGGCUGACAGACUGGGGGCUAAGGGACAGCUGUUUGUUACUGGCUGGGUAGAUACAGGUAUGGUGGACGUUGAUGUGGCAACGGCAAGCACUGUUGGGGGAGGAGAUUGCUGUAGCCACCAGUAUUAUAUGAAGACAAGAUUAUAAUGAAGGGUACAGCCAUAUCAGGGCUACACAUCUACCUACUUUAGCCUCAUAAACAACAGCCUUUGAUCUGUUUGGUUUGAAGUUACACAGUGGGGCCCCGUGUAGCUCAGUUGGUAGAGCAUGGUGCUUGCAACGCCAGGGUUGUGGGUUCGUUUCCCACGGGGGGCCAGUAUGAAAAUGUAUGCACUCACUAACUGUAAGUCGCUCUGGAUAAGAGCGUCUGCUAAAUGACUAAAAUGUAAUGUAAUGUUUUCACCCAGUGUCCCUGUUGUAACUCACUGACUACCUUUUUUAAUGGGUAUCUAUCAUUAGUUUUGAAGGUACCGGUCAAUGUUCUUAGUCAUACUAGUAGCUGGUUGGUCAGGUUUGGGUAUGGCUGCUUGCUGAAGAAGCUUUGUUGGGCAGUAUGCCGUGGGAGGAAGGUAUUGAUCUUCCUCUGAGGUACAUGUCUAGGUUAAGCAGGAUGGCAGUUGUCUAUAUCUAAAGGACUCUCUUCCUACUAAACCUGCUUGAAUGGGUUUCUGCUGCUGUGGGAGUCUGUCAGGUGUCACUGUGAAGAUUAAUGGGUUGUUGAGUACUGUGUGUGUGUGAGCACAAGCGAUUGUGUUUGGCAAUUUAUAAGUUGUUAAAGCUUUCUGCUUACCUCUGCACUUCUAGGGUGCCUCCCUCCCUCUCCUUCAACCAAGCUAUCACAGACAAGCUCAUUUUCAGAAGACAGUAUUUCAUGUUUAACCAGGCAAUCACAGACUAGCUCAUUUUCAGUAGACAGUAUAUCAUGUAAAGAGGUUGUAUCUGUACUACUACUGAGGUACUAUCUAACAGUUUAACUGUUCCUCUGUUUAUGUAGAGAUUUGUUUAGGAAGCUCAGAUAACAUGACUUGUUUGUCAUUUGUCAACGUAUUCCCAUGUGAUCUGGAAACGAGGCUGUAUUGUCUCUCUUUCUAACUCUUUCUGUCUCUCUCUCCUUCUCCAACUCUCUCUCUCUCUCUCAGGCACAUGGCUCAGGCAGACCUGAAGAGCUCUACGUUUUGGCUAAGGGCAAGCGUGGGGGCCACCGUGUUUGCAGUCUUGGGCUUCGCCAUGUACAGAGCUAUCCUCAAACAGCGAUGAUCAAGACAGACACAGGAUGCAUGAUAUGACCCCUGACCCCCCACAGGUCUCUGCCCUUUGACCCCUCAGCCCCUCCUUGAAAGAAAACACGACCUCCAACAUCCCACAAUCUUCUGCCCCCCUUCCCCGACAACUGAAUGAAACGGAACUUCCAGCCCAUCUGAACCAGCCCUGA
Coregonus sp. 'balchen' is the source of this 20538-nucleotide messenger RNA. The record is from the annotation of a GenBank genome assembly. Lineage: Eukaryota; Metazoa; Chordata; Actinopteri; Salmoniformes; Salmonidae.